AUGAGGACAUAUUUCUACAUCAUUAAUGUCCUUGUUUCCAUUUUAUGGCUUUCAUUUAUUUAUCACCACCAAGUGAAAAUUAAACCUAGAAAUUCUUCUAACAUUGCAAACAGCACAAUAACGGCUCUGGGUGAUAACCAGACCUUUAUCCUGGCUCCGUACUAUGACCCCCGAGGACCCACACCCAUUAUCCGGGUACUUGCCAUUAUACAUCAUUCAGUGAGAGAGCUUUAUUGUUGGUUCCACUGUAUCCAUAGCUCCUCCGUGACAGUCAGAGCUCAGAUAGACCUUCACAGAGACAGGUUUGAGCAUCCAUAUGGGACGGCUGACCUGUUAUGUACUGAGCCUCCAAACUGUUCCUAUCAUUACAUAUCUGCCCAUUGGUCCAAUGCCACAAACAUAACUCAGCUGCCGUUGUUUGAAGUCAGAAACCGUCCUCCUCAUACUCUGUCUGUCAAUUUCACUGUCUGCAUUUCCACCAUGUACGGAGAUUAUAAUAAUGUUCUACAGACUAUCCAGAGCAUUGAAAUGUAUAAACUGCUUGGAGCUGGAAGAGUUACUCUCUAUGUCAACAAGUGUCAUGAGAAUGUGGACAAAGUCUUACAAUAUUACGUGGAAGAGGGAAUUCUAGAGGUCGUUCCUUGGCCAAUAGACAAAUUCCUACGAACAUCUACUGACUGGUAUUAUAACUCGAAUUCCAAAAAUCAGAUUGGUUACUAUGGACAAACAGCCACUUUAAAUGACUGUCUGUACAGGAAUAUGUAUAGAAGUAAGUUUGUCUUCCUUAAUGACAUUGAUGAAAUCAUUCUUCCAGUGAAACUCCAUGAUUGGGGGUCAUUAAUGGAGAAUCUUCAAAAGAAAUAUCCAGAGAGCAGCGUCUUUCUCUUUGAAAACCAUGUUUUUUUCCCAUCUGCCAACAAAUCUAGAUUGAAUAUGUGGACAAAUAUUUCUGGGGUUAAUAUCCUUCUUCACACUCUUCGAAAAUCUAAAGUUGAAAACCCUUUUUCAAACAAUAAAUUACUAGUAGACCCCAGAAAAGUCUUUCAGACAUCAAUCCAUAAUGUUUUGAAGAGAGAAGGAAAAACAACUUUGGUCACGAGAGAAAUGGCUAUUUCGUUUCAUGCUAAGAAUAUCACACCACAUGUUCCUAAAGAUUCGCUCACUGAAGACAGGACCCUGUGGAGAUUUAAUGUGUCCUUAGAGCAAAAUUCUAAUAAAGUUAUCCAGGAAGUUUUACCCAUUAUUAAUAUGUCAGAUAGGGUGUAA
This is a messenger RNA of Pelobates fuscus (common spadefoot toad), 1266 nucleotides long. RefSeq names its product beta-1,4-galactosyltransferase galt-1-like. The record is from RefSeq and is a predicted model, not a curated record. Gene Ontology annotation, molecular function: glycosyltransferase activity. The transcript has a single exon. Gene Ontology annotation, cellular component: cytoplasm. The coding region runs from base 1 to 1266 and encodes 421 amino acids. NCBI's taxonomy places the organism in Eukaryota, Metazoa, Chordata, Amphibia, Anura, Pelobatidae.